AUGACUGACCUCCUGGAGGAUUUAGAGCGGAGUCCUCACGCUGCAGCCAUCGCUGAGUGCUUCUUAGAGAGGGAAAUCGAGUCCUUGCUGGUGAACUGGAGCGGGCCGGACCUCAGCGGGUUUGGAGAGCUGGUUCUGGAAGGUUCCUUCAAGGUCCUGAGGGUGAAGAAGGAGCGAGCGUUCUUCCUGUUCGAUAAGAUGCUGCUGAUCGCCAAGAAGAGGCUGGAACAGUUUGUCUACAGCACACAUAUAUUUUGUUGUAAUCUGCUGCUGGUGGAGACGCUGAAGGAUCCGCUGUGUUUCAAAGUGUCGGACCAGACGAUUCCCAAACUGCAGCACGUCGUCCAGACCAAGAACCAGGAGGAGAAACGACUGUGGGUUCACUACCUCAAGAGACUGAUCGUAGAAAACCAUCCGGCCUCACUGCCACAGAAGGCGAGACAAGUCCUGGGAGACAACUUCUGUCAAUCGCCUCACUUUGACCAGGACCACCUAAAGAAGUCCUGCACCUCGCCACGAUUGGACGACGUCCACGGUUACCACAGAGGACGACGCCAAUCAGGUCAGGAGCCUCCAGAGCUGCUGAUGUACACACCUGAGAAGUCCAGGAAGAGUCUGCCGCUGCUGCUGGACGGAAACCUGCCGUACAGACGCACCAGGAGACAGUCAG
Molecule: messenger RNA, 670 nt
Organism: Paralichthys olivaceus (Japanese flounder)
Lineage: Eukaryota; Metazoa; Chordata; Actinopteri; Pleuronectiformes; Paralichthyidae
Source: RefSeq, a predicted model, not a curated record